AGUUGCGGAAGUUCACCGAGCCGGGUGCCUCACCAGCACAGCUCCAAGGAGUGGAUCCCUCCCGGAGGCGCGGUGGGCGUUUGCGCCCGCGAGCACGCCAGCCAUCACCAGCCUUCCUCUGGGUGACCUUGGGCGAGGCUCCGCUUGCCUGGAGAGCCGUUGAUUUACAAUGCAGAUUCAUCGCUCCUCGCCUGCCUGUCCCUGCCCCUCCUAAAUUGGGCUGGGAUAUAAGAGCUUGUUCGCUCUCCGAUGCCAACAGUGGCCAUGGCAGAACGCCCUGCCACGUGAGAGGCAGAGAUAGAGGAGAGGGAGCUCAGGAGGAGUGAACUGUGCAGCUGCUCUUGCUUCUGGUAGUGAGGAGCACAUCAGCAGGACCAUGUCCGUGCUGAGCCCCGUCCUGCAGCCCACGGAGGUGAAGGAGUACCUGAGCAAGGGCGACCGCUUCAUCAAGUGGGAUGAUGAAACAUCAAAUGCUUCUCCUGUGAUUCUCCGGGUGGAUCCCCAGGGCUUUUACGUGUACUGGACCUACCAGAGCACGGAAAGGGAAAUUCUGGAUAUCACCAGCAUCCGAGACACCCGAGCAGGGCGAUUUGCCAAAAUGCCCAAGUCCCUGAAGCUCCGAGAGGUUUUUAACUUGGAUCACCCUUACAGCACCUUCCUGCUGAAGAGCCUGACAAUUGUAUCUGGCCCUGACAUGGUUGACCUCACUUUCCAUAACUUUGUGUCCUACAAGGAGAAUAUUUGCAAGGACUGGGCUGAGGAUAUCAUGGCCAUUGCCAGGAAUCCCCUCACGUACAACGCUCCCCGCUCCACCUUCCUCGAGAAAAUUCUAGUGAAGCUGAAGUUGCAACUGAAUGAAGACGGAAAGAUUCCUGUCCGGAAUAUUUUUCAGAUGUUCCCUGCAGACAAGAAGAGGGUGGAAGAAGCAUUAAGUGCUUGUCAUCUGCCAAAUGGCAAGAAUGAUGCCAUCAACCCCGAGGACUUUCCCGAGCCGGUGUACAAGACGUUCCUCAUGAAUCUGUGUCCAAGACCCGAGAUUGAUGAGAUAUUUACCUCACACCAUCUAAAAGCAAAGCCCUACAUGACCAAAGAGCACCUGGCAAAGUUCAUCAACAAGAAACAGCGUGACCCCCGCCUCAACGACAUCCUCUUCCCGCCGGCCAAACCCGAGCAGGUGCAGAGCCUGAUAGAGAAGUAUGAGCCCUGCGGCUUCAACAUCCAGAGAGGGCAGUUGUCUCCGGAGGGGAUGGUCUGGUUCCUCUGUGGCCCUGAGAACAACCUGAUAGUGCUGGACAAGCUGAUGCUGUACCAGGACAUGACCCAGCCGCUCUCGCACUACUACAUCAAUUCCUCCCACAACACCUACCUGACAGCGGGGCAGUUUUCCGGGACGUCCUCUCCCGAAAUGUACCGGCAGACGCUGCUGGCCGGCUGCCGCUGCGUGGAGCUGGACUGCUGGAAAGGCCGACCCCCGGACGAGGAGCCCAUCAUCACCCACGGCUUCACCAUGACAACUGAGAUCCUCUUCAAGGAUGCCAUUGAGGCCAUUGCAGAAAGUGCUUUCAAAACAUCUCCAUACCCCGUGAUCCUGUCUUUCGAGAACCAUGUGGACUCGCCCAAGCAGCAGGCGAAGAUGGCCGAGUACUGCCGAACCAUUUUUGGAGACAUGCUGCUGACAGAGCCACUGGAGAAAUACCCGCUGAAGCCAGGAGUUCCUCUGCCAAGUCCUAAGGAUCUCUUAAGGAAAAUCUUGAUUAAGAACAAAAAGAACCAAUCUAUAUCUGGGAAGAGGCAGAGCUCUUUGAAGAAAGGGAAGAACAUGGAACCAGAAACCACUGAGCAGCCAGCCUCUGUGGAUGCUGAAGAUACUGUCUGGGCAGGUGAUGUGGCUGAAGAGGAGCCAGAGGAAGAGGAUGAACAGCUCAGAAACCUGGAUGAAGAGGAAAUCAAAAAGAUGCAGUCAGAUGAGGGCACAGCUGGCCUGGAAGUGACAGCAUACGAGGAGAUGUCCAGCCUGGUUAACUACAUCCAGCCCAUCAAAUUCAACUCCUUCGAGGUCUCUGCCAAGAAGAACCGGAGUUACGUCAUCUCUUCCUUCACCGAGAUGAAGGCUUGUGAUCUACUGAGCAAGUUCCCCAUGCAGUUUGUAGAGUACAACAAGUGGCAGAUGAGCCGCAUUUACCCCAAAGGCACCCGCAUGGACUCCUCCAAUUACCAGCCCCAGAUGUUCUGGAAUGUCGGCUGUCAGAUGGUGGCACUCAACUUCCAGACCAUGGAUGUGCCCAUGCAGCAGAACAUGGCCCUGUUUGAGUUCAAUGGGCAGUGUGGGUACCUGCUCAAGCACGAGUUCCUGCGGCGCCCUGACAAGCAGUUUGACCCCUUCUCCGUGGACCGCAUCGACGGGCUGGUGGCCACCACUGUCUGUGUCACGGUACUCUCUGGUCAGUUCCUCUCGGACCGCAGCGUGAAGACCUAUGUGGAAGUGGAGCUCCUUGGGCUGCCAAGGGACGCCAAACGCAAACACAGAACCAAACUGACCUCCACGGCCAACUCCAUUAACCCUGUGUGGAAAGAGGAGGCUUUUGUUUUUGAAAAGAUCAUGAUGCCCGAGUUGGCGUCUCUCAAAAUUGUGGCUUGGGAAGAAGGAGGGAAGUUCAUUGGCCAGCGGAUCAUUCCCAUCAUUGCAAUGCACCCAGGCUACCACCACGUGUGCCUGCGCAGCGAGAGCAACAUGCCGCUCACCAUGCCCACCCUCUUCGUGUUCCUGGAGAUCAAGGACUACGUGCCGGAUGCUUGGGCAGAUCUCACUAUUGCCCUCUCCAACCCCAUCAAGUUCUUCAACCUGCAGGACAAGCGCUUGGUAAAGCUCAAGGAUACCUCAGAGGAGAGGCCUGGCAUGCAGACAAACCUCUCAUCAGCUGAGACUAACGGGGUGGCAGGCUCCACUGGGAAACUCAGCAUUCCUCCCUCUAACGGGUCCAUAGGAGCAGGAGUGUUCACCAAGGAUGAAGCCGUGUUAGAAGUAAUGCAGAUGGCAGAGCCUGAGACCAUCACCCUUGCUGAGCUGCAGCAGAAGAAGCGCUUCCUGAAGCUGCUGAAGAGGCAGGAGAAGGAGCUGAGGGAGCUGGAGCGGAAGGGAAGCAAACAGAGGGAGGAGCUGCUGCAGAAAUACUCUGCACUCUUUUUGGAGCUGGCCUGCCCUGGGAGCAAGAAAAGGACAAUCCGCACAAGGAAAACCCAGAAGAAGAGGAGUGUGACCCCAAGUGAUGCUGGUACCAGUGCAAAUCCUGUCAAAGCAGCAGAGAGCAUCGACUGCCACUGGCUCGUGGAGCUGAGGGAGAGGCUGGAGAGGGACCUCAUCCACCUUGGGGAGGAGCACCACGGCCGGAUCCGAAGGAAGAAAGAGCAACAUGCUACCGAGCAAGUUGCCAGGAUCCUGGAGCUGGCCAGGGAGAAGCAGGCAGCUGAGCUGCGGGUGCUGAGGGACACGUCAGAAAGCAACAUCAAAGACGUUAAGAAGCGGAUGGAGGCAAAGAGAGUGGAGCGGGUCCAGGCCGUGCUGAAGAACACCAGUGACAAGGCUGCUCAGGAGAGGUUGAAGAAAGAAAUUAACAACUCCCACAUUCAAGAAGUGGUGCAGACAGUCAAGCGGAUGACAGAGAAGACUGGCAGGUUCCAGCAGAAACUGGAGGAGAAGCAGGCAGCAAGUCUGCAGUCCAUCAAGGAGAGAGAAAGCCAGCUCCAGCAGCAGGCACGGGUGGAAUAUGAGGAGAAGUUGAGAGCUCUGAACAUGGAGGUUCAGGAGAUGGUGAAGAACUACACCAGAGCCAGCUUUCCUGGAGAGCCACAGACUGGGAAGGAAGUCGGCCAGAGCAUUCCUGAGGCAGAACAAGGCAUUACAGACCAACUGGAAGCAAAUAUCCCAGUGGCAGAGGUGUCCAGGCUUACACAGACACUGACUGAGCCCUUGGGAGCUGGAACAGAUGUGGAGGUAGAAGAGAGCAUAUUCUGAGAUGAGUCCCUUCCUUACUGUUCAUCGCAAGGAGUCUGGUGAAGUAACAACCAGCUUCACAAACUACUGCCAUCCCUUUCCUUCUGGGGAUCUUCUGAAAUCCUUCAGGAAUAUACAUCACCCCAGAUAUCUGGAAGCGGUCUGAAGAGCUCACCCUUCAGAGUACUUCACCCUCUCUCUUCGCCAGCCUGAGCUCUGAGGUAUUUCAGCAGCAGGAAAAGGCCUGUGGCUGCAGACCAGCUCCCUGUUGGCAUCACAGUAGCAGCUACAGGAAUAUUUACUUUGCAUCCAGACCAGUUUUUAGAGUCAGUUCCCUUAUCAUUCCUCACAUGCAUCCCUUCACAUCAGUCCAGCUCCUCCUAACAUCCUCCACACGGUUCAAUGACACAGCAAUAAACAAACCAAACAAAACACACUGAUACAAAGAGACACCUCAAGCAGGGAUGGGGUGGAAAGUGGGCUCAGUCACAGCCAACCCCAGCAGGCUGUGUGUCCUACAGGAAAACAGUUACACCUGCAGCUGCAUUAAUGAACAAUGACAAAUGCUGCUAUAACCCCAGGUCAAGCAGGUAUGAGACAGCACAUUCCAAGCCUAGUCUGAACAUCCAACAAGAGUCCACACCUCCCCUGUGGUGUCACCUGAGUACUGGAAUUAUGGAUUGUACAUUUCUGAGUUAUUUAUUUUCUAAAAAAAUAAAACAUAGCUGUUCUUAAACAAUGGGUCACUUGUU
Molecule: messenger RNA, 4743 nt
Organism: Prinia subflava (tawny-flanked prinia)
Lineage: Eukaryota; Metazoa; Chordata; Aves; Passeriformes; Cisticolidae
Gene: PLCB2
Product: phospholipase C beta 2
Exons: 32
Coding region: 377-4012 (1211 amino acids)
Biological process (GO): lipid catabolic process; phosphatidylinositol-mediated signaling; release of sequestered calcium ion into cytosol
Molecular function (GO): phosphatidylinositol-4,5-bisphosphate phospholipase C activity; calcium ion binding
Source: RefSeq, a predicted model, not a curated record